AUGAUGCUGAGCCCUGACGGAGGUGAAGGCUUUGUGGUCAAACUCCGUGGCCUACCCUGGUCCUGCUCAAUAGAGGACGUACAAAACUUCCUCUCCAACUGCACAAUUCAUGAUGGGGUCGCAGGUGUUCAUUUCAUUUAUACUAGAGAAGGCAGGCAGAGUGGUGAGGCUUUUGUUGAACUUGAGUCAGAAGAUGAUGUGAAAUUGGCUCUGAAAAAAGACAGGGAAAGCAUGGGACACCGAUAUAUUGAGGUGUUCAAGUCACACAGAAUCGAGAUGGAUUGGGUGUUGAAGCACAGUGGUCCAAACAGCGCCGACAGUGCCAAUGAUGGCUUUGUGAGGCUUCGGGGACUUCCGUUUGGAUGCAUAAAGGAAGAAAUUGUUCAGUUCUUCUCAGGAUUGGAAAUUGUGCCAAACGGGAUCACAUUACCUAUGGACCCAGAGGGCAAGAUUACAGGCGAGGCCUUCGUUCAGUUUGCCUCACAAGAGUUAGCUGAGAAAGCUCUGGGGAAGCACAAGGAGAGAAUAGGACACAGGUAUAUCGAAGUGUUCAAGAGCAGCCAAGAGGAAGUUAGGUCAUACUCAGAUCCACCUCUGAAGUUCAUGUCUGUGCAGAGACCUGGGCCCUAUGACCGGCCUGGUACAGCCCAGAGGUACACUGGCAUUGUGAAACAGGCAGGCUUGGACAGGAUGAGGUCUGGUGCCUAUAGUGCAGGCUAUGGGGGCUAUGAAGAAUACAGUGGCCUCAGUGAUGGCUAUGGCUUCACCACUGACCUGUUUAGGAGAGAUCUCAGCUACUGUCUCUCAGGAAUGUAUGACCACAGAUACGAAGACAGCGAGUUCACAGUGCAGAGCACCACCCGCCACUGCGUCCACAUGAGAGGGCUGCCCUACAAAGCAAAGGAGAUCGACAUUUACAACUUCUUCUCUCCACUCAACCCCGUGAGAGUUCAUAUUGAGAUUGGUCCUGAUGGAAGAAUGACAGGAGAAGCUGAUGUUGAGUUUGCCACCCAUGAAGAAGCAGUGGCAGCUAUGUCGAAGGACAGGGCCAAUAUGCAGCACAGAUAUAUAGAACUCUUCCUGAAUUCAACAGGGGCUAGCUACGGGGCUUAUGGCAGCCAGGUGAUGCAGGGCAUGGAAGUGUCAGCUGCCCAGGAGACUUACAGUGGCCUGGAGAGCCAGUCAGUGAGUGGCUGUUAUGGGGCCGGCUACAGUGGUCAGAACAGCAUGGGUGGAUAUGACUAGUAUUGUAGACAUUUGAGUUAUUUCAAUCAAAAUUUCACAGGCAGC
Onychomys torridus (southern grasshopper mouse) is the source of this 1290-nucleotide messenger RNA. Its product is annotated as heterogeneous nuclear ribonucleoprotein F-like. The record is from RefSeq and is a predicted model, not a curated record. Lineage: Eukaryota; Metazoa; Chordata; Mammalia; Rodentia; Cricetidae. Gene Ontology annotation, cellular component: ribonucleoprotein complex; nucleoplasm. The transcript has a single exon. The coding region runs from base 1 to 1245 and encodes 414 amino acids. Gene Ontology annotation, molecular function: RNA binding. Gene Ontology annotation, biological process: regulation of RNA splicing.